UCAAAGUCAACCAUAUAUAAACCCUAACCCAUUUAAAAAUUCCCAAAUUCACACAUAUGACAUACCCAACAUCUUAUAACUAAAACCCAUUCACCCAAAACCAAUUGAAUCUAAACUAUCACCAUGGAAAUUCACAGAGGAAUUCCAUUACUAUUCCAACAAUUCAAAGCUUUAUCGAAGAAAAAUGCUUUACUUUCAUGGCGUCAUAAAUCAGCUACUUCCCUUCAAUUAUUCUCUUCUUUGGUUUUCAUUUUGUUGAUGUUCUGUAUUCAAAAAGCUAUUGAAGCCCAGUUUCAAAAUACCACUUAUUUUGAAAAUGUUUUGGAUCCAAACCCUAUUGUUUCGCCUUCAAUUCCUCCUUGUGAAGAUAAAUUUUUCAUUAAACUCCCAUGUUUUGAUUUUUUGUAUAGUGGGAAUUCCAGUUCUAAUGUCAAUUUGAUCGUUUCUCGCAUCUUGGCUAACAAUCCCAAUCGCCCUAUUCCUUCUUCUAAGAUUAAGUCAUUUGCGACAGAAGCUGAGGUUGAUGCCUGGCUUCUUAGCAAUCCGAUGUAUUCUCCUGGAGCCCUGCAUUUCGUAGAAAAAAAUGCGACUAUAAUAAGCUAUGGUGUUCAAACUAAUUCUACAGCCUUACAAAAGAGAGGCAGGUAUGAAGAUCCUACUCUCAAAUUUCAGAUUCCACUUCAGAUUGCUGCUGAACGUGAAAUAGCAAGGUUUCUUAUUGGAGAUCGGGGCUUUAGUUGGACAGUAGGUUUGAAAGAAUUCGCGCACCCUCCACAAGACCCCUUCUCCGUGAUUGGCACUAUCGGGCCAACAUUUUUCCUUGCAGUUGCGAUGUUUGGUUUUGUGUUCCAACUCAGCUCCUUGGUAAUGGAGAAAGAACUAAAACUUAGAGAGGCGAUGAAUAUGAUGGGUUUGUAUGAUACUGCCUACUGGAUGUCAUGGAUUGCUUGGGAAGGCCUUCUUGUCGUUAUUUCCUCGAUACUCAUCGUACUUUUUGGGAUGAUGUUUCAGUUCGAUUUUUUCCUGCACAACAAUUUUGCAAUCUUGUUCCUUGUAUUCUGUCUUUUCCAAUUGAACAUGACCGCCUUUGCGUUUGCGUUGUCAGCCUUCAUUAGCCAGUCAUCUUCGGCCACAAACAUAGGAUUCUACAACUUUAUAAUCGGCUUACUCACUCAGAUUGUGACAGUAUUUGGAUUUCCGUACAGUGAUAGGUUCCCUCAAUCAUACAGAGUCAUAUGGUCCUUUUACCCUCCAAAUUUACUUGCAAAGGCUCUUCAGAUGCUCACUGAUGCAACUAGGACACCUCAAGACCCUGGAAUGAGCUGGAGUGGACGGACAAAAUGUCCGCCUAAUGAUGAUGAAUGUAUACUAACUAUGAACGACGUCUUUAUAUGGCUUUUAGGGACUUUUGUUAUGUGGUUUGUCUUGGCUCUUUACUUUGACAAUAUAAUUCCCAACCCCUAUGGAGUACGAAAGUCGGUGUUUUACUUCUUGUACCCCGGAUAUUGGACUGGCAAAGGGGGAAGUGAGGCACAAGAGGGUGGCGUCUGCACCUGCUUUCGUUCUUCCUCGCAACUUGAACACGUCACCCCUGAGGACGAGGAUGUUCUUCAAGAAGAGACAACUGUAAAACAGCAGGCACAUGAAGGUAUCGUUGAUCCAAAUACCGCAGUCCAAAUACGUGGCCUCACAAAGACUUAUCCAGGAUCGACUAGUCUUGGAUGCUGUAAAUGUAACCGGACUCCUCCUUACCAUGCUCUCAGGGGCUUAUGGGUGAAUCUUGCUAAGGAUCAGCUGUUUUGUCUUUUGGGACCCAAUGGAGCUGGCAAAACUACUGCUAUCAAUUGUUUGACUGGGAUUACACCAGUGACCAGUGGAGAUGCACUAAUCCAUGGGAAUUCCGUCCGAAGUUCUGUUGGCAUGUCCAAUAUUCGACGAAUAAUAGGCGUGUGUCCGCAGUUUGACAUUCUUUGGGGUGAAUUAACUGGCCAAGAGCAUCUUUAUCUGUUUGCAAAUAUAAAAGGUCUUCGAUCCACUUCUAUAUCGACGGUUGUCGAGAACUCGUUGGCAGAGGUGAGACUAACUAAUGCCGCAAAAAUGAGAGCUUCAAGUUAUAGUGGAGGGAUGAAACGUCGUCUAAGCGUGGCAAUUGCCCUCAUUGGUGAUCCAAAAUUAAUUAUUUUGGAUGAACCGACAACAGGUAUGGAUCCUAUUAGUAGGAGGCAUGUAUGGGAUAUAAUCGAAAAUGCAAAACAAGGGCGGGCCAUCAUUCUAACUACACACUCUAUGGAAGAAGCCGACAUAUUGAGUGAUCGCAUCGGAAUCAUGGCAAAAGGUCGACUCCGCUGCAUAGGAACAUCAAUCAGAUUGAAAUCCCGCUUUGGGACUGGUUUUAUAGCCAAUGUCAGCUUUGUUGACAGCAUUAACGGGACUCCUGUCGCUCAAGAGGCAACCGACACAAAAACUCAGGCUGCUGUCAAGCAGUUUUUUAAGCAUCAUUUGGGUGUCGAGCCUAAAGAGGAGAACGUAUCCUUCCUGACUUUCGUUAUCCCUCAUGAAAAAGAGCAUUUGCUAACGAAUUUUUUCGAUGAACUGCAAGAGAGGGAAGAAGAAUUUGGUAUAGCAGAUAUCCAGCUUGGACUUACUAGUCUGGAAGAAGUUUUCCUAAACAUCGCAAGACAAGCCGAGAUGGAAAGUGCUGCUGCGGAGGGGAAAAUGGUAACCUUAAACCUUACGACAUCUGAUACAUCAGUCGAGAUACCAGUUGGAGCGCGGUAUGUAGGGAUACCCGAAACAGAAACUGCAGAAAAUCCCAAAGGUUUGAUGGUAGAAGUCUACUGGGAACAAGAUGACUCUGGUGCUUUGUGCAUUUCAGGUCACUCCCGCGAAGUUCCCAUACCGGUAAAUGUUGAACUACCAAUUACAUCAUCUUCCGCCCCUACUCGAGGCGUUUUUGGUGGAAGAGGGAAGAUUCAGGGUCUUGUUAUCAACCCUGAUCAGAUUUCUGAAAGUAUAUUUCGAAGAUAGAAGCUUUGCUGAUUCAGUAAUACUUGCACAUUACCAUACAGGCUACUGGCCGGAAUGAGACUAGUAUAUGGUAUACCAAUUUUUUUACACUUUCCUACAUUUGUAUUUGUAUAUAGAAAAAACUAAUUUUGAUUUUAGAUUGUGAUCAUGUUUGAUCAUUUUUUUUCUAGUUUUGUUUCUUCUUUUCUCUAAAUAAGUUGUUUUGCAAUACUUUGUACAAAGUGGCGGAUCUAGGGCGAUGUCAAGUCACUGAGGUUAGUUGACAUCACUUACAUCCAAAACAAAAUCAAACAUUAUAUUAUCUUCCACAUAUAUGACAAGAGAUCAAAAUCUAGUAAACAUGUUUUACUUAAAUUAGCAUCACUUAUUUUUUUUCUGAAUCUGCCACUGUUUGUACAAAGAUCUUCUACAAACCAACAAUAUCAAUACUCUUUUUUUCAGUAAUCCCUUCUUGAAUUCCUUAUCUAAGCAAGUACUCAAGGAUCAAGGUUUAAAGGUUGAUAAUCGAGCAUUAACGUCUUGUCUCGGUUGAAUAGCAAGUAAUACUUUUUUAGAAAAGAUCAUGAAUUUGAUUCUCACUUAAUCAUUUUCUUUCUUC
Molecule: messenger RNA, 3625 nt
Organism: Amaranthus tricolor (Joseph's coat)
Lineage: Eukaryota; Viridiplantae; Streptophyta; Magnoliopsida; Caryophyllales; Amaranthaceae
Product: ABC transporter A family member 2-like
Exons: 16
Coding region: 124-3027 (967 amino acids)
Biological process (GO): transmembrane transport; lipid transport
Cellular component (GO): membrane; intracellular membrane-bounded organelle
Molecular function (GO): ATP binding; ATP hydrolysis activity; ABC-type transporter activity
Source: RefSeq, a predicted model, not a curated record